Molecule: messenger RNA, 4167 nt
Organism: Megalobrama amblycephala (Wuchang bream)
Lineage: Eukaryota; Metazoa; Chordata; Actinopteri; Cypriniformes; Xenocyprididae
Gene: spon1b
Product: spondin 1b
Exons: 16
Coding region: 524-2935 (803 amino acids)
Biological process (GO): cell adhesion
Cellular component (GO): extracellular matrix
Source: RefSeq, a predicted model, not a curated record
ACAAGCAUAACAGACGGAGGAGUUCCCAAAAUCAUCCUCCAUGUCUCCUCAGUGCGCAGCUCCCUGUGAUUCUUUUCUCCUGCUGCUGCAGCUCGCGGCUGUUCAAACAUUCGCGAUCUCUCUCUCCUCAGAGCGUCUCUCACCAAGAAUGUCAGCCGUCUAUGUCUAGGUUUUGUUUAAAGUCUGAAUCUAUUCUCUUUAAGUCUGAGCUCGGUUAUCAAGGAGACCAAAUAGGUAUUUCUCAGUUUGAAUAUCCUUUCAGUAAAGUCAACAUCUGAGUCUUGUCUCUGCGCUCGCCUUCAAUCAAUCUCGCGCACCGCGGGCACGGGACUAUCAACCGUCCGCAAUCCUCUCAGUGGGAAUGGAUACGGUGUCUUUGCUCUCUUUUAUUCGUGAAUGGACCCCAAAAUAGACAAGUUUGGUCGAUUUAUGCGUCUGUUUGUUUUCACCGUCUUUUCCAAUUCUGCGUUUUCUUGCUGGUACUAGACUGCAAACUUGUGUUUGGACAGGCAAAGAAGGGGAAAUGAUGGACAAAGACGGACUGGUUGUGCUGUUAGUUUUCUUAAAUGUCUUUUUCAUCCAUACGGAUGCGUUCAGAAGAGAUACCGCAGAGAGACAGUCGAGAUCCGAGGGUGGUUUCUGUCGGAUUUUGCGGACGCAGACGCGGACCGCUCGGAGAGACGGACAGAACGAGUUUCGCCUCAGAGUUGAAGGAGACCCAGAAACUUACCAACCCGAGAGCACUUACAGAGUGAGUUUGUAUGCCUCCAGCCCAUCUUACUUUCGUGGCUUUACCCUCAUUGCUCUGAAGGAAGGACGGGAGGGCGUCACUCCUGACGAUUAUGCCGGCACUUUCAAGAUCAUCGAUGAAACUGACACGCAGUUCAUGACUAACUGCCCCCCGGCCGUCACAGAGAGCAUUCCCAGAAGACGCACAAGGAUACAAGUGUUCUGGACAGCGCCACCUUCUGGCAGUGGCUGUGUCACUCUCAAGGCCAGUGUUGUGCAGCGAAGAAUCAUUUUCUUUCAAGAUGAGGGCUCACUUACCAAAAGACUGUGCGAGAAAGAUCCAGUUGCGGCUACUGAAAAACCCAUUCAAGAAUGCUGUGCUUGUGGAACAGCCAAGUAUAGAGUCACUUUCUAUGGAAACUGGUCUGAGAAGGUGCAUCCCAAAGACUACCCAAGACGUGCUAAUCAUUGGUCGGCUCUCAUUGGUGCUUCUCACUCAAGAAGCUACGUGUUAUGGGAGUACGGAGGUUUCGCCAGUGAAGGAGUCAAGCAGGUGGCUGAGUAUGGCUCGCCUGUCAAAAUGGAGGAGGAGAUUCGACAAAAGGGUGAUGAUGUUAUGACAGUUAUCAAAACCAAAGCCCAGUGGCCCGCCUGGCAGCCUCUUAAUGUGCGUGCCGCCCCCUCGGCAGAGUUCUCGGUGGAUCGAGCCCGUCAUCUAAUGUCAUUCCUUACCAUGUUGGGCCCCAGCCCUGACUGGAAUGUGGGAUUGUCUGGAGAGGACCUCUGCACCAGGGAUUGCGGCUGGGUCCAGAGACUGGUGAAGGAUUUAGUGCCAUGGGACGCCGGUACUGACAGCGGGGUUACUUAUGAGUCUCCCAAUAAACCCAGCAAUCCCCAGGAGCGGAUUCGACCCCUCACCAGUUUGGAUCACCCGCAGAGUCCCUUUUAUGACCCUUCCGGUGGCCCCAUGGCACCCCUCGCCCGGGUGGUGGUGGAGAGAAUCGCAAGAAAGGGAGAGCAGUGCAAUACCGUGCCCGACACCAUAGACGAUAUCGUCGCUGAUAUUGCUCAGGAGGAGAAGGAGGAAGGAGACAACACUCCAGAGACGUGCAUCUACUCAAACUGGUCUCCGUGGUCGGCCUGUAGCUCCUCCACCUGCGAUAAGGGUCGGAGGAUGAGGCAGAGGAUGCUAAAAGCGCAGCUGGACCCCAUCAUGCCCUGUCUGCACACCCAAGACUUUGAGCCCUGCAUGGGUCCGGGCUGCAGCGAGGAGGAGGCUUCCACAUGUAUGAUGUCAGAGUGGAUCAGCUGGUCUCCGUGCAGUGCCUCAUGUGGCAUGGGCAUGAGAUCCAGAGAGAGAUAUGUCAAGCAGUUCCCAGAGGACGGCUCCAGCUGUACACUGCCAACUGAGGAGACCGAGAAGUGUGCUGUCAACGAGGACUGUUCACCCAGUAGCUGUGUGGUGACCGAGUGGGGUGAGUGGGAGCCCUGCAGCGUGAGCUGUGGAGUGGGGAUGAGGAGGAGAGAGCGCAUGAUGAAGAUGGAAGCCUCGGACGGCUCGCCCUGUCGAGCGCAGCUGGCUGAGGCAGAGAAGUGCAUGAUGCCUGAGUGCAACGCAGUGGUGUGUAUGCUGUCUCCGUGGUCAGACUGGGGAGAAUGCAGUGUGUCCUGCGGUGUAGGCAUGCGUUCCCGUCAGCGCAUGCUGAAGACGCCCGUAGAGCCCAGCCUGUGCCCAGAUGAGCUCGAGCAGGUUGAAAAGUGCAUGCUUCCUGAAUGCCCCACAGACUGCAUGCUGUCGGAGUGGUCAGGGUGGUCCGAAUGCAAUAAGUCUUGCGGGAAGGGUCACAUGAUCCGCUCACGAAUGGUCAAGCUAGAGCCUCAGUUCGGGGGCCUGCCCUGCCCCGAGACGGUCCAGAGGAAGAAAUGCAAAAUCCGCAAAUGCACGAGAGGAUCCCGCGCCAGCGACAAGAGGAAGAGACAGGAAGCUUCAGACAGGAGGAGAGCAAAACAGAGCAGGGAGUCUGUGGCAGAGGAGAGCUCAGCCUGUCCGAUACGCCCGUGGUCCAGCUGGACGGAGUGUACCAAGUCGUGCGGCGGGGGGGUCCAAGAACGUGUAAUGAACGUAAAGAAGAAAGGCAAAUCCUCACAGCCCAACAACUGCAAAAACAAGAGGGAGAUUCGCGCGUGCAACGUGCACCCGUGCUAGAAGAGACUCUCUAUCACUGUAAUACACACACACACCCCCCAACACACACAGACUCGGCCUUUAAAGAGGCUGAAUAGGGCAGAAACAGAGUAGUUUUAACCCAGGGUUUCCAGAAGCGGGACCAGAGAGGGAUGUGUGUUCCAGUUACAGCUUGUAGGAUUUUAGAGUAACACACACGUGGACCAGGCCUGUUAUCCGUGAUUAGUUUUAGAUGCCUUCUUAGCGGGCGUAUAUACUGUAUCAAUGUAUAACCGACACUUCACUAAAACAUCAGUGUGCACUUCUUUUUUAACAAUAAUUUCAUUUUCCUUUCAUUCAUUAUGCACAACCAAAUUCUUUUGGGGUAAAGGUCAGAUGUCAAAACAGAUAUGUAGCAUUCCUGUAAAAAAAAACAAAAAAAAAACAUGGGCUGCAUCCGAAAUCGCAUACUUCCCUACUUUAUAGUAGGCGAAAACAGUAUGUGACAAAAGAAGUAUUCCAAAUUUUGGGAACUAAAAAUGGUUCUUCUGUGGCAUUGCUGCAAAAACACCUACACAAGAGUGUACUUGUUCAAAAUAAGUACCUACUCAAGAGAGCAUGUGAUUUCUGACACAGCCAUGGUUUUCUGCAUCCAAUUAAGCAUUUGGAUGAAAUCUCAUAUUAGUUUAUAAAGGAAAACAGGGAGUUUACAGCCAGCAUUACAGUUUCUUAUCCGAGGCCACCUCUAUUGAACGAUAUCAAGGUGGGUCACCCACAAUCAAUGCCCAAUUGAUUCAGACAGCAAGUGUUUGGCGAGGACGGAGGAUUUUUUUCCCUCGAUUAGUCGGAAAAUCUAGGUGAAUACAGGCUUAGGGAUGGCCUAUGGAUAGUUUAACAUUGUAUUCCUGAACUAAAAAGCACAGGUAAGCAUAACCAUUCAACUUUUUUUUGGUUUUAUUUUAUAAAUCGUUAUAUAUUAACUUGGAGUUGAAAAUAGAUUGUGACUUUUCAUUGCAUUAUUAGAUGUAUAAGAGGCUAAUGUGAAAUAUUAACUCAUCUGUAGGGACAGAAGGCAUUUAAAUUAGACAUUUUCUUACUUUUAUUGUGGAAUUUUGGUAUAUUUAGCUUCAAAAAGUCUUGCCAAAGUCAAGUGUGGAUUUUCAUUUCUCUCUCACUCUCUCUCUCCCCUCUUUUUUUCUUUUCACUCAUCCCUUCCUCUGCAAUAUUCUGCUAUUUUGGAAUAAAUCUUUACAAUAAAAGUUUAUGUGACUACA